AUGACAUCCGGGUGUUUUGCUCUUGGUCUCUUCGGUCAAGUUGUGAUCGGUCCGCCAGGCAGUGGUAAAUCGACCUACUGUUCUGCAAUGCAAGAAUUUCUUGCAGAACUAGGCAAAGUGGUGGUUGUGAAUCUUGAUCCGGCCAAUGAGGAGUUACCGUACAGCUGUGAGGUUGAUCUGCGUGAUCUCAUCACCUUGGACGACGUGAUGGAGGCGUUGCAAUUAGGUCCUAAUGGAGGACUCCUCUACUGCAUGGAGUACCUCUACGCCAACCGCCAGUGGCUCGCUGAGCGUCUGCGCCCAUUCAGGCAGCAGUCGGUCAAGACAUACCUCAUCUUUGACUGUCCCGGUCAGGUGGGUGACUUUAGUACCUAUUCUUUUCUUGAAAUUGCAACUUUAAUGGUACCAUUUACUGCCCCUCCAAGUUCCGCUCAUUCACAUUACCUGAUUUCUGAUUCAGUUUCUGCCAUAAGACCUACCGUAUAUGUGGUCUCAUUGCAGGUGGAGCUGUACUGCAACAAUACGGCCUUCCGCAAGCUUCUUACUUUCCUCACUCACACCCCUACAUCAAAUAGCAGUCUCACAGACCCGCGUUCGGGCCUGGGUCUGCGACUGGCCGCGGUGCACCUGGUAGAUUCUCACUACUGCACUGAUGCGGGUAAAUUUAUUUCGGUGUUGCUCACCUCCCUGGUCGCUAUGCUCCAGCUCUCCCUGCCUCAUGUUAACGUUUUGAGCAAAAUCGAUCUCGUUGAGCUCUACGGUCAGCUCCCCUUUAAUCUGGAUUUCUUCACCGAGGUCCUCAAUCUCUCCCACCUCGUUGAACAGUUGGAGGACGAUUUAUUCUUUGCAAAAUACAAAAGGAUGAAUCAGGCUCUCGCUGACCUCGUGCAGGACAGAUCUCUUAUCACAUUUCAGAUUUUGAAUGCCCAGGAUCGAACCCUGCUUCAUCGGGUGAUGCAGUGCGUAGACAAGGCGAACGGUUACGUCUUUGGCAGGGAGGAGCAGCAGUCACUGCAGGCGCUGCUCUCCUGCGCCGCUGGUGCCGAAUUCACCAACGAUCUCGUCUGCAUGGCUCAGGAGCGCUACACCUCCCGAUCUCUUCACAGGGACUGA
Messenger RNA from Echinococcus granulosus, 1113 nucleotides. Its product is annotated as GPN-loop GTPase. Gene Ontology annotation, cellular component: cytoplasm. The record is from RefSeq and is a predicted model, not a curated record. The transcript is spliced from 5 exons. Lineage: Eukaryota; Metazoa; Platyhelminthes; Cestoda; Cyclophyllidea; Taeniidae. Gene Ontology annotation, molecular function: GTPase activity. Bases 1 to 1113 code for a protein of 370 amino acids.